GGUUUUAGCUUCCAAUAACAAAUUAACAAACCCCACAAAGGCACAAACCCUCUUCUUCUCUUCUUUUCUCCCUUUGUGUCCCUAAAACACACAAGCACAAGUAGACAAACACAAAGGAACAAAUUACAAGUUUUUAACAUGGAGAGCAGCGACACAUACACCCCCACUUCCUCUGCCCCACUUUCUCACUCCCCCUCUAAUUCCUCUUCUUCCUCACCACCACCACCUCCCACUGUUGUGAUGAGUCCUUGUGCUGCAUGCAAGAUUUUGAGGAGAAAAUGUGCAGAGAAAUGUGUGUUGGCACCUUAUUUCCCUCCAACUGAACCUGCCAAGUUUACUAUUGCACACCGUGUAUUUGGUGCUAGCAACAUCAUCAAGUUCCUUCAGGAGCUUCCAGAGUCUCAGAGGGCUGAUGCAGUGACCAGCAUGGUGUAUGAGGCUAGUGCAAGAAUUAGAGACCCUGUAUAUGGUUGUGCAGGGGCAAUUUGCCAGCUCCAAAAGCAGGUCAAUGAACUUCAAGCACAAUUGGCCAAGGCACAAGGUGAGCUUGUGAACAUGCAGCUUCAGCAAGCCAAUCUUGUGGCUCUAAUUUGCAUGGAAAUGGCACAGAGUCCACAGGAAUCACCACAACAAUCAGUGGAUAAUUUCAUUUCAACUCCUCCCCAGAGUGGUGGUGCAUAUCAAAGUGGCAUGAACUUCUUUGAGGACAACACUAGCCUAAACUCACUAUGGGAACAACCCCUUUGGACAUGAAGAAGAAUCAAUAUCAUAUAAAUAUUAAUUAAAUAUAGUAUAUAGUUAGACAUUCACAAAGGGUUCCUAUGAUUGUCUCCUAAGGAGAAGUUGAAGGAAUAAUCAAUUAGAAAAAAUAAAAGUUCAUUCAAAUUAAGCUGGGAUUUAUGCAAUUAGGUUAAUUUAAUUCCCUGCAAGAGGAAAAAUGUGGAGGAAAAGAAGGUGAUUUGGUAUCUAGUAAGAAGGUCUUGCAUUCAAUCCGUUGAGCAUGUUGAUCAAAUUUGGUUCCUAACUUUGUGUAUGAAAAAUGCACUGUUAGGAGAUCUAUUCACUUGCUAGACAAAACAUCAUCCUAAAAUAGUAGGAGGUGUUUUACUCCAUGUAAUCUUUGAAAUUGAAGAGAAAGGAAAUUGUCAUGUUAUAAGGCUUUAUUUA
Messenger RNA from Glycine soja, 1167 nucleotides. RefSeq names its product LOB domain-containing protein 1-like. The coding region runs from base 139 to 753 and encodes 204 amino acids. The transcript is spliced from 2 exons. NCBI's taxonomy places the organism in Eukaryota, Viridiplantae, Streptophyta, Magnoliopsida, Fabales, Fabaceae. The record is from RefSeq and is a predicted model, not a curated record.